AUGGAUAAAAUCGAAACACCAAAGUUUGAAAAAGACUCGUAUGUACUCAGAGACGAGGAAAAUCAAUUGAAAAUACAAAAAGAUGAUGCUUGGUGGAAAUUUUGGAAAAAACAUCGUAUAGUUAUUGCAAUAUUAGCAUUUUUUGGUUUUUUUACUUUGAUGGUUUUACGAGUUAAUCUUAGUAUUGCAAUAAUUGCCAUGACAACAAGUGACACUGAUGAACAACCGGAAUUUCAAUGGGAACCAAGAACUCGAGGUUUUAUAUUGAGUUCUUUUUUUUAUGGUUAUAUUUGUUGCCAGCUUUUGGGAGGCUGGUUGAGUUCAAAACUUGGUGGAAAAAAAGUAUUUGGAUAUGGAAUUGGUGUUGCAACUCUUUUGGCAUUACUUACACCACCUUUGACACGUAUAAGCGGGAUCGCAUCACCGGCCAUAAGUUCCAUUUGGGCCGGUUGGGCUCCUCCUCUGGAGCGAACGAGGCUCACAACUGUUGCUCACACUGGUAGUGCCAUUGCUAUGCUUGUUGGUUUACCAAUAUCUGGAAUAGUUGCUGAUCAUUUUGGAUGGGCAUCUAUGUUUUAUGUUUCAAGUUCAUUGGGAAUUUUUUGGUUUGUCAUGUGGAUGUACUUUGUCUCAGAUAGACCUGAAGACGAUUCUCGAAUAUCACCAUCUGAACUUGCUUAUCUCAAGAAAACUCUCAAUCCGAACAAUGACAAAAAGGUUGUUUCACAUCCAUGGAAAGAAAUCCUCAAAUCACCAGCUGUGUGGGCCAUUUUUAUUGUUCAUUUCAGUGAAGCUUGGGGGCAUAACACAAUGGUUACACAGCUUCCAUCAUUAAUGCGUGAUGUUUUAGGUUAUAAAAUUCAAAAAACUGGAAUUAUCUCAGCACUCCCAUAUAUUGCAACGACUGUUACAAUGGUGAUUUCAAGUUACCUUGCUGAUUGUUUGGUUUCGAAAAAAUAUUUAACAACAACUCAGAUGAGAAAACUUUUAACUUGUGGUGCAUCUUUAUUACAAGCAAUUUUUAUGACAGCGGCAGGUUACUUUUGCGCAGACCCAACUAUAUUAAUGGUUUGCAUUUUUAUAUCAUAUUCUGCAUAUGGAUUUGCUGUCUCUGGAUUUCUCGUUAAUUACCUGGAUAUUGCACCUCAACAUGCUAGUGUUUUAAUGGGUUUGGGUAACACAAUUGCAACAAUUUCUGGAAUAAUUAGUCCAAAUCUUACUGGUUAUAUUGUUAAGAACAAGUCUGCUGAUGAAUGGAAGAUUGUACUUAUGAUCGUAGGAAUAAUCUAUCUAAUUGGAGCAUUGAUUUAUGGAACAUUUGCAUCUGGUAAAAGACAAAAAUGGGCAAUUGUUCUCAAUGAACAAGAGUCACGUCGUAAAUUUAUACAAACUCAAGAUACAGACGACAAUGCAGAUUAA
Aphidius gifuensis is the source of this 1419-nucleotide messenger RNA. RefSeq names its product sialin-like. Bases 1 to 1419 code for a protein of 472 amino acids. The transcript has 7 exons. Gene Ontology annotation, molecular function: transmembrane transporter activity. The record is from RefSeq and is a predicted model, not a curated record. Gene Ontology annotation, biological process: transmembrane transport; monoatomic anion transport. Lineage: Eukaryota; Metazoa; Arthropoda; Insecta; Hymenoptera; Braconidae. Gene Ontology annotation, cellular component: plasma membrane.